Messenger RNA from Plenodomus lingam JN3, 1056 nucleotides. RefSeq lists its product as uncharacterized. Gene Ontology annotation, biological process: mRNA processing. Gene Ontology annotation, cellular component: THO complex part of transcription export complex. The record is from RefSeq and is a predicted model, not a curated record. Lineage: Eukaryota; Fungi; Ascomycota; Dothideomycetes; Pleosporales; Leptosphaeriaceae.
AUGGCGCCCAAAGACUGGGGCCUGUUGUCCCAAGCAGACGAGGAUGCGCUCCACAACGUCUCAAGACUCCUCGCUGUCGAAGCGCGACCCUACACGCAUGCUGCCGGUCGCAUACUCAAGCCCGACUUCUUUGAACAGGCGCGACCAAAACAGCUUCCUUCCCCACCACCAGAUGCCUCGGCGGCCGAUGAGGAGGCUGCUGCGGCAGCAGUAGAACGUAAGCAGCAAAUACACAACAUCGAGAUAUGGCGCAAAGACAUCAUGAACGAACUGUCACUCAUCGAUUUUGCCAUUCUACGAGCCGAGUUCACCACAAACAGCAAUCACGAGGAGCGCCAGCGAUAUGCAGUGGAGAAGAUCGGUAUCGAGGCAAAGCAAGCGCAUGUAAAAACGGCGAUUGAGGAACUUCGCGUACAGCUAGUGGAGGCGAAGGAAACUUUGGCAGUGCGCAAGACGUACGACGAGUUGACGGAAAAGAUCACCAGUAGCAAAAUGUUGAAACCUCGAGAUGAGCAAGCACUUGCGCAUGCAAAAUUGGAUGAAGAGAUUGCAGAGCUUGAGCACGAGGUGCAGUCAGCAAAGGACACAUGGAGCGAACGGUGCACGCAGUUUGGACGUAUCGAGGAAGAGGCUCGGGGCAUGCUGCGUAUGAUCAAGGACGAGAAAGAGGAGGCAGAGCGCAAGGAAGGCAUGAUGAAGGAUGGUGAUGAAGACGGUGAGCACGAGGGUAGCGUUUCUAGGGGUGAUGCCAGCCACGUGGGUACGCCACGACCAGAUGGCGGCGUAACACCGAUUCAUGCAAGCCAGAGUGGGGAGGGCUCGUCUAGUCUCAGAGUGCCCCCACAAGACAGGUUGAAGCCCUUGUCAAGAGAAGCCAGCGUGGUAGCAUCGGCAGGCAGAUCAGGAGCAGUUGAAGAUACUGACAUGGCCGACUCUGGAGCCAAUUUCGAGGAAACCAACGAGGACGACUCUUCGGGUAUUGAAGAAGGCGAGGAUCUCGAAGAUGGUGAGGAUGAUGGAGAGGAUCGAGUAACCGGCAAAAUGGAUGAGUCGUAA